AUUUUUGGGAAAAUUAACAAUAUUUCCUUCUCUCUCUGAUCUUCAUCCACUUUUCUCUUCUAAUUUCAAGUGCAUGCUCUAUACCACACCAAAUCAAAUCAAAUCAAAUUUUUAGGAACAAAACAAAACUCAAGAUGAUGAAAAUUGUGCCCCCCAUCUAUGUGCCUGAACUUGGAUUUGAGGAUCUCAGUUUCUUUCACCAAUACCCUAUGGAUUCUCUUGCAUCUCCAUUUGACAACUUUGGCUUCAACUAUGAGAACAACUACGAAACAGCCCCAAAUUGUUUACCACUUGAAACUCACCCUGAUAAUCACUAUGUUGCUCCAACAAGACCAACCAAGAAGAUCAAGACAUCGAUAAACCCUCCUUCCUAUUCAUCACCUCAACUCAUUUCUUUUGAGCACUUCAAUGCAACACCAGUUGCUUCUACCGAACUUUACGACCUCGAUUAUUCUGAUGUAAAGCCUAAACUCCAGAAUGGGUGCAAUGAAAACAAAGAAAUUGCAGCAAAUUAUGAUAUCCGAGUGAAUCAGCCGAGGAACACAAUUCAAGCAAAAGAACAUGUAGUGGCUGAGAGAAAACGAAGAGAAAAGCUCACCAGAAGUUUUAUUGCUCUUUCUGCCAUCGUUCCUGGCCUUAAGAAGAUGGAUAAAGCUUCUGUACUGGGAGAUGCAAUAACCUAUAUGAAAAAACUACAAGCACGUUUGCAUACACUAGAGGCACAAGCUGAACACAACAAAAAAACUGGAUCUGCAAUACAAGUAAAGAGAUCUGUUAUCUUUACUGAUAACCAUGAUGAUGAUGACAGCAACAACUCCAACAACCAGACACUUCCUGAAAUCGAAGUAAGAGUUUCAAGAAAAGAUGUACUCAUCAAGAUUCAAUGUGACAAACACAAGGGACGUGCCUCUACCUCUACGGUACUAGGAAAACUAGAAACCCUAAAUCUCACAGUUCAAAGUAGUAACUUAUUGCCCUUCGGGAACAACAUUGCUGAUCUAACUAUUGUUGCUCAGAUGAACGAGGAAAACUGUGUGACAGCAAAGGAUCUCCUGGGAAGCAUACGAAAUGCAUUAAUCAUCAAUAAUAAUUAACAAGUUUGAAGGAUUAAUAUUACUUAAUCUACAUCAAUAAGUUUACUCAACAACUAUUUUUAUCACAGUGCUUUCAAUCUUUUUUUUUUCCUUGCUAAGGAUUCUGGAGUAUAGCAUACAAGAAGGAAAGUCCUGUGGUUGGAGAAUUGAUAUCUGUUUUCAAUUUUUUCACAUGUAUGUAUGAUUCAUUUGUUUCCAAAGGAUUGUUUUGUUUUGUUCAAGAUCGGUGUGUGGAAUUUCAACAGAUGGUGCCAAAGUGUUUUUUUUUUUUUCUGUUGUUUUUUCAUAGUUGACUUGACUGAUAAACUAUGUUAAUUCCACACAUGUGUAAUUGUUCAUUUUUUAAUCAUUGUUGGGAUGGUUUUUUUAGAAGGUUUGACAUAUUGUAUAGACCUCUUUCUUCCAUCUUUCCUGUUGUGAAUUGGUUCUGGUUUGAUAGAAACUGUGCCAACCACUUUUUUUAUAAUAUUGUUUCUUUUGUUGUUUUGUGAUUACUUAUUUAGUAUAAAAUCUUAUGAUUAUAGUCUUGAUAUCGAAUUGCUAUUAUUUUAUACUGUUUGAUCUCCUUCCAACUCACUCUAUCUCUCUCUAGAUCUAUUUGUAUAUUAUAUUUAGCAAAUUACAUUCUUGCAUGAGCGUCACUUAAUAGAGACAUUUUGAACCUAUUUAAGAUUGUAUAUGUAUACUUGCUAUUUCAAAAAAGUAUUGUUUAUUUUUUAAAAGAAAACAUAUUAUUUCGUUUAAAAUUAGAAAUCAUCGGUAAAAUAUGAGGUAAUGUUUUACUGCGAAGAAUUUUGGUGCAGUGGAGAAUAGAUUGACCUGCUAGUUUAGCACUCUAACGUGCAAGUCACAUAGAGAAUAAGGAGUAAUGUGUAAGGGAGAAUGAAUUUGAAUAAUUUUUUUUUAACAUGGGAUCUCUUAUAUAUACAAGGGUUGGUUGAGAUGUUUAAAAUGUGAGCUUUUUCUUAACGAGCCUUUGACCGGUUCAAAACAAUUGCUUCAAAGUUUCUCUUGAUGUGGUAGCGAGAAUCCCUUUAGAAACUAGGUCAAGCUCCAUGCACUAGGAUCGUUGCUUGGAGAAAUGGAAGAACCUUGAUAGCCGGUUUGAAUAACCUUAGGAAUAGAUGCAUUAAAUGUUAGUCUAAUCAUUGAGACGUUUUGCAGAAUUUCUUUGACACGUGGCUCUAGACCAAGGAGUGACACCUAUUCCUAAUCGUCGGUGACUAAAUGAUGAAACAAAAUUUUGAAAGACAAAACAAUGAAACAAAAUUGCGGAUAACUAACUGAGUGAAUAAAAUCAUGAAAGACAAAAGAUAAAACAAAAUCAUGGAUGGUUAAAUGAUAGAACAAAAUAAUGCAAGACAAAA
Molecule: messenger RNA, 2461 nt
Organism: Vicia villosa (hairy vetch)
Lineage: Eukaryota; Viridiplantae; Streptophyta; Magnoliopsida; Fabales; Fabaceae
Product: transcription factor bHLH18-like
Exons: 5
Coding region: 135-1094 (319 amino acids)
Molecular function (GO): protein dimerization activity
Source: RefSeq, a predicted model, not a curated record